UGUCAUAAAUUCACAUGAGUACAGAGAUCGAAUAUUCCAAAUUGAGCUCUCGUGUUUUAUUUUUUAAAUUUCCAAUACCGCCAGCGGAGGAAGCGCACAAUGGACGGCUGCCACAACGACAUCUUGGCCCCCCUCAUCCUGGCCGUAAUGGUGGCCAAUGGGCAUCCCCUCACGCUGGACGAGAUCGUCGAUGAAGUGACGGCGGUGAUCAAUUCCCAAGCCGAGCUGGCAGUUGUUCCGGAAAAUAUUGGAGACGGCAAGCAUGGCCACAAGACAUUUAACACUAGACGGAGGUAGUGGGGAGAUGAGCAGAGCUCCCCAUUCUCGAUAAUAGCAGAUUUAUUACGAAAAACCGUCUUUGGACUCGCGGGAAUUUAUUAUAAUAAAUUAUAGAUUUUAAAUCUAGAUAUUGUUUAAAAGGCUUAAUUUUGUUGUU
Molecule: messenger RNA, 436 nt
Organism: Drosophila takahashii
Lineage: Eukaryota; Metazoa; Arthropoda; Insecta; Diptera; Drosophilidae
Source: RefSeq, a predicted model, not a curated record